AUGCUGUACAGACACACCGCUGCCCGCUCUGUCCUCAGGGCCAUCUCGAGCUCCAAUGCCUCCGUGGCCCGCUCAUCGCUGGUGAACAAUGUGUUCAAGGCCCAGUUGACCUCUUCCGCUCGCUAUCCCGCCCGCCCGACCGUGUCGCCGAGCAUGGCUCUUGCUACUCGCAAGCCUGUCACAACCGCCCUUGUCCGAUACGCCUCUAGCUCUCACAAGAGCGAUGAGGAUAUUGAUGUCAUGGCCGGUAUCAAGGGUGACGCAAAAGUCAUCAAGGAGACCUUCAGCCUUGCGGAUGUGCCCAAGGAUGCUCUCUACCUCGGCAUGGCUGGUGUGAUCCCAUACCUGGUUACCUCUCUGGAGACCGUGUACCUGGCUUACGAAAUCAACCACGCCAACGUUCACGGUGAUGGCCUCAUCUUCUCCGGCCAGAGCGCUGAACUUAUGCUACACACUCUCGAGCCGAUCCAGGUUGGAUACGGUGCUGUGAUCCUCUCCUUCCUCGGAGCUGUGCACUGGGGUCUCGAGUGGGCUGGGUACGGCGGCCGUUACGGCUACAGGCGCUACGCCGCCGGUAUUGUGGCCCCCGCUGUUGCCUGGCCUACUCUGAUGCUCCCCGUUGAGUACGCCCUCAUCUCCCAAUUCCUCGCCUUCACCUUCCUCUACUACAACGAUGCCCGUGCCGCUGUUCAGGGCCGCGCCCCUCACUGGUACGGCAUGUACCGCUUCGUCCUGACCUUCAUCGUCGGGGCCAGCAUCGUGGCCACCCUGAUUGGUCGUGAGCAGAUCUCUGGCCUUGUUGCCAAGGACCACAACAUCUCCGAGAAGAUCAGCGCCCUGCUCUACCUCCAGAAGAAGGAGAAGGAGGAGGCUGCUGAGCGCCGCAAGGCGGAGCAGGAGGAGUCCGAGUAG
Molecule: messenger RNA, 912 nt
Organism: Aspergillus calidoustus
Lineage: Eukaryota; Fungi; Ascomycota; Eurotiomycetes; Eurotiales; Aspergillaceae
Source: the annotation of a GenBank genome assembly